This is a messenger RNA of Ilyonectria robusta, 1791 nucleotides long. RefSeq lists its product as uncharacterized. Gene Ontology annotation, molecular function: zinc ion binding; DNA-binding transcription factor activity, RNA polymerase II-specific; transcription cis-regulatory region binding. Gene Ontology annotation, biological process: positive regulation of transcription by RNA polymerase II. The transcript has 5 exons. The coding region runs from base 1 to 1791 and encodes 596 amino acids. Lineage: Eukaryota; Fungi; Ascomycota; Sordariomycetes; Hypocreales; Nectriaceae. Gene Ontology annotation, cellular component: nucleus. The record is from RefSeq and is a predicted model, not a curated record.
AUGGCCGAUGCGGGCUCCAAGACCCGCCUGCGAAGGACGAGGACAGGUUGUUUCAAAUGCCGCAUGCGUCGACGGAAGUGCGAUGAGGGUAAACCGUCGUGCCGAAGAUGUGUCGACGGCGGGUUCGACUGCCAAUACGGCACGCGCCUGUCGUUCUUGGAGAAGAAUGCAAAGACAUCGGCCGCUUCGGGCUCAGAGCGCGUCACCAAGCCGGCGUAUGGCAAGCUAAGAUUCGUCGUGCCAGAGUCCGUGACGGCCCAGGAGAACAUUCAGUUCCAGGACGACGAUGCGCCUUCGCGCGACUCGGAGAGCACGCACACCCUGCCCAAGCCAGGCCAGAGCCAGACGCUGUCAGAGGAGAUUGCGAAUCCAGCCGAGCUACUGGCCCAACCACCACAGCCGCCGGCUCUGAUCAGUCCUGCGCUGGAAAAUCUUGCAACGCCAUCCCCGGCUGGCCAAGGGAACCAUGACUUAGCUGGUCCUGGGAGCUACACGGUUGGUAUAUCCCCUUCAAAUGCAGCGUACGAGACCGCCUUGGAUGGACUGCUGUCGCUGGGCCAUGACAAUUAUGUGCCUGCACCGGUGACGUCCCAGAUCCUGGAAAGUGAAAGCUACUUUGGAUCGCCGCCAAACCCUCACCCCGGAUUCUCUCCCAGUCAAUUAGAAACGGGGAGCAAGCCAUCGCCAGCUGCUUUUCAAAACUGUGCUCAUUUGCCCCAAGAUCGGGCGGUACAGCUUUUGCGACACUAUCGAUACAACAUUGCGCCAUGGUUGGAUAUCGGCGAUGCAGCCCAGACGUUUGGCCUGUUGAUCCCACGUAUUGCUAUGGACUCGAUUCUUGUUCUCGACUCGCUCCUUGCCCUUGCCAUGACGACCCUCGAUGAGCAAGUCGACUCCAACUUCGGGGAUCAAUGCAUCGUCCCACCCGAUCUAAACGGACCCAGCGUCGACAUUCUACGCAGCGCUCUGGCCUUUGGCUUCAUGGCUCUCCGCCGACAUGUCGUGGUGGCACCGACAUCGUGGCAGAGUCCAUCCAAGCACAUUAGUUUUGGGUUGGUAAACUCGGCUUCAUUUCAGGAGCACUAUCCUACAGUCAAUUUAGCUCUGUCAUGGGUGAUGCUGAGACUUGAAUUGAGCGUUGGGCUCAUGAAUGGUUCCCCAGUAUCCAUCCCCAAUCUCCUAUCAUACAAUAGUUCAUCUCCCAUGUCUGGAAUGUGUCGAGAGUCGCUCAAGUACGACCGCGAGCCGAUACUUCUGUGUGCCCAAGUCCUCAAUCACUGCUUUGGACAAGACCUUCCUGUUACUCCGGGAAUCCACCUCCGUCCAUCCGCCGCCCAGAACUGGAAGUCUCUCUCAGAAUCCCUUAGCAUGUGGUACAACAAUCGCCCUCGGGAUUUUAAACCCAUGUGGGAGGUUGAAGAGAGCGAGGAGUUAUUCCCUCUUGUUCUCUUCACGAACGGAGCGGCAGUGCUGGCCAAUCAGCUCUAUCAUACAUCAAUGUUGCUAUUGCUUCAGAACAGGCCCCGAACUCUCCCGAAAGAGCAUGGGCGAUCAGUAUUGAUUUCUCCACUCUGGCAUGCCCAGCGAAUCUGUGCCAUAAGCCUGAACAACGACACGACGGCAAGCUGGGACUUCAGUCUCCUUGCCUCGCUGUAUCUCGCCGCCAAACGCAUGACGUACGAGCCUCAGCAGCAUGCUAUUCUGCGUGGCAUCGACCGCAUUGGUUCUUUGACAGGUUGGAAUGUGAAUGCACUCUCGGCGCAGCUCGUGCAAGAGUGGCAGCCUGAUUAA